This is a messenger RNA of Trichomonas vaginalis G3, 4260 nucleotides long. RefSeq names its product phosphorelay sensor kinase protein. Gene Ontology annotation, biological process: phosphorelay signal transduction system; phosphorylation. The record is from RefSeq and is a predicted model, not a curated record. Gene Ontology annotation, molecular function: phosphorelay sensor kinase activity. The transcript has a single exon. Bases 1 to 4260 code for a protein of 1419 amino acids. NCBI's taxonomy places the organism in Eukaryota, Parabasalia, Trichomonadida, Trichomonadidae.
AUGCAAUUUUCCAAUUAUUCUUCAAUCAGCUCAAUAAUAUUUUGCGAACAGCCAUUGGCGUAUGAUAUUCCAUUAAGUAUGGAUUACAAAUGUUCACAUACUGCAAGAUAUCCAAAAUAUUAUCUUUACCAGCAUAAUUCUCUUAGAAAUGAUGCUAUAUCUUUUGAUCAUGGGCUUUUUCUAUCAUCAUCCUUAGCUCUUCUAUUAAGGGAUAAAUUCUCAUCCAUUAACACAUUUUUAGCACCUUCAACUUAUAUAAUUUCGAACGAAGAAAAAGUUUUCGAAAAUUAUACUUUAAUUCCUUUGAAAGGAACUUCGCUAGCAUUUUUAGAAGAUUCAUCAUUUAAAUUCUACAUAUACUCAAAUCUUUCUAACUCUGAACUCUCAAAUGUUUGCAAAAUUUCUCGCACUCCGCAAAUCGGCAUUGCCAUCACAAUUUUGUUAAUAAUCAGCGCACUUCUUCUCAGACGUAAAAGAAUUCCCAUUACAGACCAAAACGCAAAAUUCUGGGUUUUUGAUUCAGAAGAUAAAAUCGUUUUUGGCGGAGAUUUCAACACAUUGGACGACUUUACGAGAUCUUGCAUCAAGGAAUCUAACUACCGUGCAAGAAAAUCAAACAAUGUCGUUACACAAAUCAUCAAAAUUAAUCGUCAAGAGAUUAACCACCAUUUCAUCCAUAUCGGAUCAUUCCCAGUCAAUAAACUCGUUGUUACCGCAUUGUGGACAGAAACAUUUGACGAUGAAACGAAAACAGAGUUUGUUUGUAAAUUUUCAUCACCAACACAUGGAUUACUCAAACCUCCAAAGGUCACAUUUUCAUCAUACAGAGACUACCGUCCUAUCCAUGUCUCAUUUACUCUUGAUAACAACGUUCGUUGCAAAGCAGACCUUCCCGCCGCCGCAUUUUCACCAUUCCAACCAUACGGACAGCUAGUUUGCUUAGUAUUAUCAAUGUACUACGAACUUAUGCUUAAAAUGAAAGAAUCAACCGAUGGAAUUAUUGAUAUGAAAUCAUACGUUGAAAAAUGCUUCACACGAUUCAAAGCUAAACGUAUUACUAUCUUCAAUGAUGCAAGUGUGAUCAUUAAUCUUAAAUCAUACGAUGCAUUGGAUGUUGAUCCAAAUGAUUUGUACAAAUACAUUGACAAAAUGAAAGACCACGACUUUACAUACAUCCAUGGUGCUAUUUCACCAGACACACGUAUCUUUGUAUGCAAACAGAAAGGUUUUUCAUUCACAUAUUCAUUUGUUAUCGAAAUUCCAGAAACACAUCCAAUCGAUGUUUACGAUGACUACGCAUUUCCAUUCUUUGCAGUUUGUACUAUCUAUAUUGCACAAAGUAACUUCUCCGCGAAACAACUUCGAACGUUUAACAACUUCUUCACAACAAUCCUUCAAAACGAGAACCUUCACUACGUCGAAUUCUUAUUAAACAAGGACAUCAUCCUUUCACACAGCAACACAGACUUCCAGAAGUUCACAUACAUGAAAGACCUUCUGGAACACCUUGAUCAUCAUCAAUACCCACAUAUCAUUGAUUGUUUUCACGAACUUGUCAAAGAAGACAUGUCACAACAACAACUUGUUCGACGUAUCUACAAAGAAGGUCAUCCCGAGGAAUGGUACAUUCUUUCGGCUGCAUCUACAUAUGAUACCGUUCAAGAAGAUUACGUUGUUACUAUCUUUAUUGAGAAGAUGACACAAGAAAAGCGACAAGAACAUGAAAUGCUUAGUUCAUUCAAAUCUAUUGAACGCGAUUUCUCUAAUAGUAACAUCUACAAAUUCAGGAUCCACGACAACCAUGUUUACAUCAUUGGCCACGAUUUCUUGUCAUUCAUUCAUGGAGAAGGUAAAGUUGAAUCAACAACAAAUAAUAAUAAUAGUAACAACGAAGAAAUUGAUCUUUGUCCAUAUUUAGACUCAGUUGAACAAAGUAAACUUAGUAAAAUCAUCUUAGGUGAACGUGUUUCUUUACGAAUUGGAAAUCAUUCAUUCAUUACAUCAUCACAUGAAGGCAUUGGUUUCUUAGUUUGCACGGACAACUUCCCAGACAUUGCAUCUAGUCAGCCGGAUGAUUUGCCAUUCCCUUCAGCUACAUCAUCUGUUGUCUUUUGGAUUGUCGACACACAAACAGAGAAAGUUUCAUCUAUUUUCAUGCAGCCAACAAUCUGGGAUGUCAUUGGUCUUAGCCAUGAUACUAAAUUCCCAUCAUUGUCUACAUGUAUCCAUCAAGAUGAUCGCGACACAUUCACACGCGGUUACAACGAUCUCCUUCAACGUCAUAUUACACAGUUCAAUUGCGAACUUCGUAUCAUGCGUGCAGGUGGUGACUACGAAUGGCACCGAUUAGCAUUUGCACUUUCAGGUAACACAUUGCAUUGUUUGGCUAUGAAUACAAACAAACAGCGCGAAGUCGAGUUCAAACUUCGAGAGACACGUCAAUUGCGAGAUCUUUUGCUUUCUAGUGGUAAAUUAUCACUUUGGACAUUCCGCGAUAACAACGAACCUGCAGAAAAGAUGAAAGGAUUUGUUCCGGGUGUUGUUUCGGGUAUCGAAAUGAACUGGACAUUCAUCAAACAACAAGUUCCAGAUGAUUAUCGACAAACUAUUGCUACUGAAAUCGAGAAAUCACUUGACACAGGAACAACUAUUGAGAUUGAUUUCCCAAUCGAAAUCGAGAACAACGAGUUUGUUUGGGUUUCAGUUCGAGGUAAAGGAGAUACAUCAUUACGUCAAGUUGUUGGUGUCUGCAUCGAUGUCACCGAACUUCGUAAUGCAUACAACCGUCUUGAAACAGAACGUGCUCGUGCCGAGGAAGCAAAUAAACAGAAGACAUUGUUCCUUGCAAACAUGUCGCACGAAAUUCGUACUCCUAUGAACGGCAUUUUCGGCAUGUUAGAUGUUCUUUCACUUCAAGAACUUACAUCAGAACAACGUCUUCUUGUUGAUUCUAUUCGAUCAUCAUCAUUCCAGUUGAUGAAGUUAUUAGAUGACACAUUACAUUUGUCCAAGAUCGAACAAGGCGAAACCGAAGUUGAAAUGUCAAAUGUUGAUAUCUGGCAGUUGAUUUCACCAACAAUUCUUGCUAAUUACGCAAGUGCUAAAGAAAACAACGUUAAAUUGUCAUUGUAUGUUAAAACACCAUUCCCAAGUUUAGUUCGAUCGGAUCCACAACUUAUUCUUAAGAUUCUUAAUAAUUUGUUGAGUAACGCAAUCAAAUUCACAAAACAAGGUCGAAUUGAUGUCAAAUUAUCAUUCGACGACGAAGUUUUCACAUUGAGUGUUGCUGACACUGGCAUUGGCAUUUCUAAAGAUCAACGUGCAGUUAUUUUCGAACGAUUUGCACAAGCCGAUGAUUGUGUUGCUCGUUUCUUUGGUGGUACAGGAUUAGGCUUGAGUUUAGUUCAAGAGAUCUCUAAGUUUUUGGGCGGCGAUGUCACAUUGGAAUCCGAAGUUGGUUGUGGUUCCACAUUCACCGUUACUAUUCCAAUGGAAUCUGUUAUGUAUCCAUAUGCUCCAACACAUAAAGAUCGUAAGAGUGUCUUAGUAUAUUCAGAAGAUGAAGACACCAUUAAAAUGUUGAAAGAAUGGUUUGAUUUACUCAAAUACGAUUACAUUAUUUUGGACGAUCCAGAUAAUUUUGCAGACAAAAUCACGGAAACAACAAUUGCAUAUUUCUUGGAGACAUCUCGUCCAAUGAAACAAAUCAAAGAUGCCGCUGCACGUAUUGGUAAAGUCACAGUUUGUGCUAUCAGUGAUCCCGGCGAGACAUGUGUUUUCCGUAAUUCAAUUCCACGUCCAGUCAUGUUCCAUCACGUUCGGAAAUUCCUUGAUGAUCUGCGGAAAGGCAUUGAAACAAGUUUUGUUACCGCACAAAUUGAACAAACUAGUCCAUUGCGUAUCUUAGUUGUUGAAGACAACAAAGCUAACCAGUUUGUUAUGAAGAAGAUUCUUCAGAACUUGCAAUGUUCAUUUAAGAUUGCAGAUAAUGGCUCCGAAGCAUUGACAGCAUUGGAUAAUGAUGAAUUCGAUAUUGUUUUCAUGGAUUGUCAGAUGCCCGUUUUAGAUGGAUUAGAAGCUACACGACGAAUCCGAUCAUCCGGGAAAGAAUACCGAAAUGUUCCUAUUGUUGCAUUGACUGCAUCAGCAGUUGAAGGUGAUGAACAAGUUUGCAUGGAUGCUGGUAUGGACGCAUACCUUGCUAAACCAGUUCGAAUGCAGCAGAUCUCAGCAUUGAUCAAGCGAUUCUCAUCACAUUAA